Molecule: messenger RNA, 520 nt
Organism: Bombyx mori (domestic silkworm)
Lineage: Eukaryota; Metazoa; Arthropoda; Insecta; Lepidoptera; Bombycidae
Exons: 2
Coding region: 90-422 (110 amino acids)
Source: RefSeq, a predicted model, not a curated record
ACAUUAUCUGUCUUAAAAAUGGCGCGAAACAGUAAUUUUCAAAUCACUUACGUGGGUAAGAUAUACAACUAAUUAACAUUUAAUAGUUAAUGUACAAUAGGAUAACAUUAACUUUAUAUUUAAGAUUGUGUUACAAGCAUACCAAAAACCCAUAUUUUAACAUGGAAAUAACGAUAUUGGAAGAUUUGGAUGUCAAUGCUUCCGACUUCUAUAAUGUAUUGCACGAUGAAAUUGAUAACGAUAUGGCAAAAUUAAAGAAGAGCGUUGAAAUGUUGAAGAACUUAAGACUUACAUCAGCGGAAAUAGAAGUCGAAACUGCAGCAAUGUACCAUGCCGAGCUUUUUUUUAAUAUAGAACAACUAAAGCAACUCGCCGAUGAAGUCAAAGCACUGGAUGAAAACAAAUCUGAUACUGUUCCAUAAACAAACAUUAAUCUCAAACAUUAACCUUAAUCAUUUCGUUUUGACAUUAAAGUUACUUUUAUUUCGAUUUUAAUAAACAGUUUCCAGAGAUAGAAUAA